AGUUUAAAUGCUGGGGAAUAUUCCCAUUUUCCCACAGGAGAAGGAGAAGCAAGCAGGAGGAAUUACUCCAGGAGAAACUAUUGUAAAGAUGGAGUUUAAAGAAGAACCCUGCAAAAUGAAAGAGGAAGAUACAGAGGAACAAAUAGGAGAAGCAGCAGCAAGCAGGAGGAAUUACUCUAGGAGAAACUACUGACAUACUAUUGUAAAGAUGGAGAUUAAAGAAGAACCCUGCAGAGUGAAGGAGGAAGAUAUAGAGGAACAAACAGACCCAAUGGAAGUGAACAAAGACAAAUAUCAGCUUCAAAACCCUCAUUCCUUGGCAAAUGAAGAUGAAAGCACAGUCAUUUCACAGAAUGAAGAGUGUUUCACACAAAAACAAGCUCGGAAAACUGGAGUCAAAGGAUCUUUCACCUGCUCUGAGUGUGGAAAGAGUUUCACUCAUAAAUCAGCACUAAACAGACACAUGAGAAUUCACACUGGAGAAAGACCGUUCACCUGCCCCGAGUGUGGAAAGAGUUUCACACAUAAAUCAGCACUUAACACACACAUGAGAAUUCACACUGGAGAAAGACUGUUCACCUGCUCCGAGUGUGGAAAGAGUUUCGCUCACAAAAGCUCUCUCAACAAUCAUCUGCGCCGUCACUCUGGAGUGAGAUCAUUCAGCUGUGAUCAGUGUGACAAAACAUUUGUUGUGGAAUCAAACUUGAGACAACACCUUAUAGUUCAUGCUGCUGUGAAGCCUCACUUUUGUUCUUUUUGUGGAAAGAGUUUUACACGACUGCACUCUUUACAAGUUCACCAGACAAUUCAUACUGGUGUGAGACCUUAUAUGUGCUUUGACUGUGGGAAGACUACAUUUACAUCCAAUGACUUAAAAAAACACCAGAGAGUUCAUACUGGAGAGAAACCGUACAAAUGCUCACACUGUGGAAAGAGUUUUGCUCGGCGAGUACACCUUAAAGAUCAUGAGAGAGUUCAUACUGGAGAGAAGCCGUACCAGUGCUCUUCAUGUGGAAGGAGUUUCACCCGAUCAUCUAGUCUACGGACUCAUGAGAAAAAGCAUUGCCUGAAGUUGUGCAAGUGAGCCAAGUUUUCGCUUACAUGCAUGAUUAACAAAUAUUGGUCUUACAAAUAAUUUGACAUUCAGAUUGUUUUAUUAGAGUGAUUUUAAUAUUUUGCUUAAAAUUAGUAAUGAAGUUUGAAUCUGGUGACAGUUUGGUCAAAUAUUGCCCUUUUCUUUUCACAGCUGAUGUAACAUGGUUUAUAAUUAUGUUUCAACUUUACUGAACUUCAAACACUUGUUUUGCUGCAUUAAAAGAUUUCUAAAAUUUU
Molecule: messenger RNA, 1332 nt
Organism: Megalobrama amblycephala (Wuchang bream)
Lineage: Eukaryota; Metazoa; Chordata; Actinopteri; Cypriniformes; Xenocyprididae
Product: gastrula zinc finger protein XlCGF7.1-like
Exons: 3
Coding region: 209-1084 (291 amino acids)
Biological process (GO): regulation of immune system process; negative regulation of transcription by RNA polymerase II; regulation of cytokine production
Source: RefSeq, a predicted model, not a curated record